Messenger RNA from Lotus japonicus, 1621 nucleotides. RefSeq names its product protein TIFY 6B-like. NCBI's taxonomy places the organism in Eukaryota, Viridiplantae, Streptophyta, Magnoliopsida, Fabales, Fabaceae. The coding region runs from base 179 to 1321 and encodes 380 amino acids. Gene Ontology annotation, biological process: regulation of defense response; response to wounding; regulation of jasmonic acid mediated signaling pathway. Gene Ontology annotation, cellular component: nucleus. The transcript has 7 exons. The record is from RefSeq and is a predicted model, not a curated record.
CAUCUCUGUUUUGUUCUGUCUCUGAUUCUUCUUCUGCUCUUUUUCACUCCUCAAGAACCAACCAACACUUCACUCUUCUCCUCUCCCCCUCUCUCUCUCUCUCUGCACUUGUCAAAGUUCUAUUCCUAGUGAAACUGAACACAGAAUUUUUUGUGGGUCACUGACUUUUUUGUACCACAUGGAGAGGGAUUUUCUUGGCUUCAGUUCCAAAAAUGGUCCACGGAGUAUCAUGAAGGUGGAUGAAGCCAACAGAACAAGAGACCCAGUGAUGGGUUCAGGAAUGCAGUGGUCAUUCUCAAACAAGGUCCCAGCCCUUCCUCAUCAAUUCCUGUCUUUCAAGACCACUCAGGAAGAAAGGUCCAGAAACAGUUCUAUUAGUGAUCCUUUAGCUUCAUCUGGAUAUAUGACCAUCUCAACUAAAGAUGCUUUUGACUCUAACCAGAAACCAUUCUUACAGAAAAACUUGUCCAUAGGCAAACAAGCAGGGAACAACCAUGGAAUGACAGUUUAUCCUCUGCAAUGUUCUGAUGUACAAUCAGCUUGCCUUCAGGAACCAAGAAAAUUUCCAGUUUCCAACCAAUCUAAGCAAGUGAGUCCUGUUCUUCAAUCUAAUCUAGCUACUACUGGAUUCAACAUGGUCAACUCAGUAAUAAAGCCACAACCUCUUGGUUCUAAAUCCUCUGCCACACCUGUAUCUGUUCUUCCACCAAUUGGUUCCAUUGUUGGCUCUACUGACUUAAGGAAUUGUUCCAAAUCCUCUGGCACACCUGCUCAGCUAACCAUUUUCUAUGGUGGUUCAGUAUGUGUGUUUGAUGACAUAUCUCCUGAGAAGGCCAAGGCUGUCAUGUUAAUGGCUGGAAAUGGAUCUGCAGCAAAUCAAACCUUGGCAGUUUCCAAAGCUAAAUUGCAGACAGAAAUCUCUGCUCCUUCCAAAAAUGGUGGUUUCAUUAUAAGCCAACCCUUUCCCUCAUCCUCACCACUACCAGGCCCUCUCCCAGUGACCUCUCAUGCUAGUUCUCAGCCUGGGAGAGGAUCUUCUGGCAACAAUGAACUUCCAAUGAUAAGACCAGCUGGACCUUCAACUGCCCCUAAUAACCAUUCAAGAUCUGCAGCUACAAAAAUGAUUCAACCAGGAGGCUUGCCUCAGGCACGUAAAGCAUCAUUGGCUAGGUUUUUGGAGAAGCGAAAGGAAAGGGUGAUAAGCACAUUGCCAUACUUCAAGUGCAACAAGACAUCACCUGAAUGCAGCACUCCUGGAUCAGACAGUGUUGGUUUCUCCAUGGACUUCUCUGGAUCAUGUUCUCUACCUACCUCUAACUAGUCCUUAAGAAGAGGGUGUAUGAAAGUUUAGAUAUAUGAUUUUGUAAGGUCGAUUCUUUUGAUCAAUGGCAGAGAAAUUUCUUAGGCAUUUAGUUCAUAAUAUUUUCUUUUUGAGCUUUUCAUAAUAAUUGUUACUUUUUUGCAGUAUUUUACUUCAGAUCUUGGAUGUUGUCAUAUGAUAUUUUUAGCUUUCAUCAUGUUUAUAAAUAAUUAUUUCUUUUUGUACAACAGUGAACACUCUUCAGAUUCAUUAUUGCCGUGUAAGGCUGUUAGUGUUCAAAUUAUAUUUAGACUUGUGUAA